Messenger RNA from Thalassophryne amazonica, 475 nucleotides. It is a transcript of the gene romo1, whose product is annotated as reactive oxygen species modulator 1. The transcript has 3 exons. The record is from RefSeq and is a predicted model, not a curated record. Gene Ontology annotation, biological process: protein import into mitochondrial matrix; protein insertion into mitochondrial inner membrane. The coding region runs from base 130 to 369 and encodes 79 amino acids. Gene Ontology annotation, cellular component: TIM23 mitochondrial import inner membrane translocase complex. Lineage: Eukaryota; Metazoa; Chordata; Actinopteri; Batrachoidiformes; Batrachoididae.
CUCCAGACUGGCUACUCUUCUUCUCCGGUAAUGGCGUGCUGCUGCACAGACUUUUAAACUCGGCUCCGAAAUUACUUGAAGUCUCCCGUUAAAAAUUGCAACCCCGCCUUAUUCGAAGAACAGUUCAAGAUGCCUGUGGCUGUGGGUUCAUAUGGUCAAAACCAGCCCAGCUGUUUCGAUCGGGUUAAGAUGGGCUUCAUGAUGGGAUUCGCAGUAGGAAUAGCUGCUGGUGCCAUGUUUGGCACUUUCUCCUGUCUGAGAGUGGGGAUGCGUGGCAGGGAGCUGAUGGGAGGAGUCGGCAAAACCAUGCUUCAGAGUGGAGGCACGUUUGGAACCUUCAUGGCCAUCGGUAUGGGCAUCCGCUGCUGAGGAGGACCAGGAACCACCUUCACCACAACCAUGGGACUUUUGUAAAAACUACAGCUGUGACCCUCACUCUGCAGUCUAGUUUUGUCAAUAAAGGUUCACAUCAUCA